Messenger RNA from Angiostrongylus costaricensis, 1563 nucleotides. NCBI's taxonomy places the organism in Eukaryota, Metazoa, Nematoda, Chromadorea, Rhabditida, Metastrongylidae. The record is from the annotation of a GenBank genome assembly.
AUGGCCCAUGCAAGUUUGGGAAGGUGUACGUCUAAAGAUGGAGUUCAUGCAUUUGUUAAGAACGAAGUCGGCGAACCGAAUUUGCUGGAGGAGAUGGAAGUCGACGCCCUGUCCGAUGCACAUUCGGAUACACAUUCUGAUACUAGUCCAUUCCGUUCCACUUUGAUUCUGAAGGAAGGAAAUUCAAGCCAUGCGCAGAAUGCUGGUUAUGAGAAAAAGUCAAGACAGAACGAGGAUAUCAGUUCAAAGAAGGCAACGAAACGCUGUAAACGUACCAGGACUAAACGCAAUGACUCCGACGAUGAUAAUGAAGAUGAAGAGAAGGAUGAGGACGUAGAAGUUGAUCACAAAGAAUGCGAGGACUAUUGUGUCCACUUACAUUACUGUAAUUCUUCAGCCAUGCUAAGCAGUGCCGACCGAAAAAUCCAAGUUGGUGAUGAUUUCCAAGCACGUGUGGAUGAACCUCAGAAAGAACAAGAUGACACGUUGAUGGAUGGAGAAAGAGAGCAUGUGUUGUGGUGUCCACCAGCUGAUAUUGAUGAAAUAAGUCUUAAUGAGUACUGUGAAUAUGCCGCUGAGAAGUAUAAACUUGCACAGGACCAGGCACUUUAUCUUCUUCAAAAAUCGAACUUUGACUUUCACGUUGCUCAAGAGAAAGUGAGGAGACGUCGACCCAUCAAUGAAGAAUGGGGUGAAGACGAUCGCGCUCUGUUUAAGCAAACAUUGCUCAUGUUUGGAAAAAGAUUCGACAAAAUUCGCCAAAUGUUCUACUACAAUACUAAGAAAGACACCGACUAUAAGAGUUUAAUCGACACUAGAAUGGCCGAAGAUUCCGAAGAAGACGAUUGUGCUGACGAUCCACACAAUGAGACAAAUGUGUGCGGUAAUUGUGGCGAAGAAUGUCGAGAAGUGCAUGUCCUCGACAAUAUGCAACUAUGUUUUGUGUGUUGGACGUACUUCAGGUUUUUGGGGAAACAUCGUCCAUGCAAUUUUUUGUCCACGGUAAAAGAAAUUCGUCAGAGGAGGCGAAAGUGUCCUAGUGACAUGCUAGACAUAGCGCAUAGUUUUGUUGAAAUGUCCAGCUAUGUUGAUCACGAAUUCGUGCCGGAUAACGAGAAUGUUAUUGAUGGAAUGGUAAUUGUUGAAAUGCCAAAAACGAAAUGUCAUGAGGAGAUAAAAGCAGUGAUGUGUGAGUUAGCUAAAGUUCGUGCUCGUGCUAUUCGUCUUGAACAAUCCAUUAAAUCACAACGGUCCGAAGGUGUCACAGAUGGAUUGGAGUCUUAUAGGUAUCUCACGAUCAGUGACAAGAAAGACGAGGAGGGAUUUUCAAUGAAACUCGACGAAAUAAAAAGGUGCGAGUCGUGGAGUGAAGAGGAGCGAAUGGUUGCAUUCCGUUGUCUAUUACGAUAUGAAGAAGAUUUUGAUGCAGUUUCUGAAGUUGUUGGUACAAAAACGCCUGAUCAAAUUAAGAAUUUUUACAUGGAAGUUAGAUCUGAUGUUGAUAAGGUGCUUAAGAAAUUAGCUCCAUUUGUGCCAGAAAUGUCGGAUAUUUGUGCUCCAUGA